AUGGCACAACGCGCAUUUGAUCAUUGGUUUAACACGCUUGCUGAUCCAUCUUAUGUUGAUCGAUGUCGUCGAAAGCGAAACUUUCGUCAAAGAAAAUCAUCAUCAGGAAAUUUUCAAAUCAAUGAAGACGUAUGGGCACGACACCCAAUCGAUCAUGUUAUGCACAUUGCAUCUGUGAUUAAUGUAGAUAAAUCGAAUCGUAGCUGUCGCGUCACAUUCGUUGAUGAUGGUCAAACAUCCAAUCUGUCUUUUAGUGAUCUUCGUCAUAUUACUCAUGAAGAUGUGAAACGUAAUCGGUAUGUCGACUAUGGACAUAGUUGGGCAGAAUAUACAGACAUGGGUGCCAUUGUCACUUAUGAUCGCUAUGGUGAACUAAAGACCAUGGAGUUCAUUGCCAAACCAAACAUUUAUGACCACUCGCUUGCAGACGAAGAGAUCAAUUCAACUCAGGGGGUGCUUCCUUCUGCAACUUCAAUGGAUGUUCGAGAGAAGGCUGACCUUGUUACCAGCUCGUCAUUAAUAAACGUAUUUUUGGUUAGGAUUCCAGAUCCUGAAGACCCAACAGCAACAUAUUGUAACUGUCCGGUUUGGAACGCGUCCUCUUAUGAAGAAGCCGAGAAAAAGGCAUUUGAAUUAUGCAAUGAAGAUUUUGAUUACCAAAAGGCAAUACAACGAGCUCAGGUUCGCAGAGAAUCUAUUCAGCAACAAAGCUCUUCGAGUACACAAACACUAGAUGGUGUAUCAAUGCCUGCAACAUCACCAACAGUAGAAUCCCAAUCAAUUGGACCUGAUCCACCAUCAGUUACUGAAACAAUUGAUUUGACGAAGAAGCCGUCGGUUGAUUCAGACUUAGAACAAGUAAUAACUCUCGAUAUCCCAUUACUACAAGACACCAAAGGAAGAGAUUCUUCCGACGUACUACAAAUAGAUUCUAAAUUGGUAUCGACUGAAAAGAAACAGAAUUAUAUAACAGGUGAACAAUCAAUUUCGCCCAACCAAUCUAAUGGUUCUGAAAAACCAUCGAGCAUUAUCAGUCUGAAAUCGAUGGGAGAAGAUGAUAGCCACCGUGAAUCAAUCGCCUGUCCGCUUGAGCAACCUAUAGCGGAGACCGAACUUACUCUAUUCAGUACCUAUAUUCCAUCUCAAGUACGUAACGAACCACAAGCUCUUACAGAAACUUAUACAUCAAUGACAUCACGAGGAAAUACAAGCCUACUGGACCAAUCAAUGGACACUGGACCUCGGCUCAAUCUUGGGACAACAACAUCUACGGCGUCCAAUCUAACCGUCAUUGAGCAUAAAAGUGAUCAAGGCCAUGAUAGUGUCUCUCUGGCUUCAAUGUCUCUCUCUGUUCGAUGCAAACAACUUCGGAGACAGGCUCGUGUGAAUUAUCCAUUGGGUUAUAUUAUUACGGAAUUCCUACCAUGUGUUGUUUUCUUCACUAUGAUAUGUUGUCAUCUUCUAAUUGGAUUAACAUCAACUGGUAGAAGUGUCAAUACUCUGCCUGUUAUAGAGAGUCUCAUGAUUUCAGUCGAUGUUCUGCAUAUCGCCGCAAGGAUAUUGUUCAUGCGUACUAUGUUACCAAGUCUUUCGAUCCUGAACAGACAAAGUUACUCUUCGGUUGAAUUAUGGCUUUAUUCAUUUCUCGUGCCGUAG
Molecule: messenger RNA, 1656 nt
Organism: Rotaria sp. Silwood1
Lineage: Eukaryota; Metazoa; Rotifera; Eurotatoria; Philodinida; Philodinidae
Source: the annotation of a GenBank genome assembly